GAGGAGGCCGAGGCCGCGGCCCAGCCGGUGCUCGGCGCCUCCCCGGGCCCCGCGGCGGCGGGGGGCGGCCGGCGGCGGGCGCUGAACGGAUGCGUGCCGCUGUCGCACCAGGUGGCCGGGCACAUGUACGGCAAGGAUAAAGGCGGCAUACUGCAGCAUCCAGAUGGAACUGUCCUGAAGCAGUUGCAGCCACCACCUCGUGGUCCCAGGGAGCAAGAGUUCUACAACAAGGUUUAUGACUCCGACUGUUGCGACAGCAUUCUUCUGCAGCUGCGGGAAUAUCUGCCAAAAUACUUCGGUGUCUGGUCACCACCUACUGCACCAAAUGACACAUAUCUAAAACUGGAAGAUGUGACCCGUAAGUUUAAUAAGCCCUGCAUAAUGGAUGUAAAAAUUGGUCAGAAAAGUUAUGAUCCCUAUGCUUCAGCAGAGAAGAUACAGCAGCAGGUCAGCAAGUACCCGCUGAUGGAAGAGAUUGGCUUUUUGGUUCUUGGAAUGAGGGUGUACCACGUGUCUUCAGACAGCUAUGAGACUCAAAACCAGCACUAUGGAAGGAGCUUGACCAAGGAAACAGUGAAGGACGGCAUCUCAAAGUUUUUCCACAGUGGGUACUGCUUGAGAAAAGAUGUGGUAGCUGCCAGCAUUCAGAAGGUUGAAAAGAUUUUGGAGUGGUUUGAGGGCCAGACACAACUCAAUUUCUACGCAAGCUCAUUGCUGUUUGUCUAUGAAGGUUCGUGCCAAGCCACAACCGUGCGGUUGAGUGAUGUCACCUUGGCAGAGAAGAGAAGAGUACCCAAAGGCCUCUUAGCAGGUGGAGACGUAUUGGAGUAUAAUAAUAAUAUUCAUGUCAUAAAUUCUACAGAGAAUGGAAAAAUCGAAGCCUCUGUAGGUAAAGGCUUGUCUAAAUUUUAUGCACUUCACAAAAAGGCGUGCUCCAAGAGGCACCACAGUCAGCUCUCACUAAAAGUUGAGAACUCAGAGCAAGACAAUGUGUGGAAAACCAGCACAUGCAUUACGCAGGAGCACCUGAAUGGAAAUGUUCUACCCCAACUGGAAAAAGUUUUCUAUCACAUGCCAGCAGAGCCCAAGGAAAGUGCAAAUGUCGAAGUCCGAAUGAUCGAUUUUGCUCAUGUGUUUCCCAGCAACACAAAGGAUGAGGGCUAUAUUUAUGGUCUGAAGAAUCUCAUCACAGUACUGCAAAAUAUUUUGGAUAACUAAAUUCUUUGCUAUGUUUUUUAUUGGGGGCCAAUGAUAAAGAGCAACAACAUGAAGAAUUUCUGCACUUGUAAUGCUGUAUAACUGGGUUUGUAUUGUUCUAUAUUUUAUUUGUCUUUGUACUUUUGGUAGAAGGGUUUAACUUUUUAUAAUUUCACUCAGGAAAAAUAUUGAUAGUAAAUUAGGAAGUGUGAAAGGAUGAAGAUACUUGAGAUAAAGCAGGAUAAGUAAACUAACAAAAUGAAAUGUAUGUGGUUGGCUUAAGUCCAAGGACUACCAGAAGCAAGGGUUAUGUUAAUUCCUCUAAUGACUUUAGCGUAGAUGACAUAUUUGCCCAUUUAGCCUUGACACUGAGCCACACCUCCAUUAAGAGGUGUUUAGAAAAUAGACUGAAAGUUGUAAGGUGCAGGAUUGAUGUCCUCAGUACUGCCCUUGUGUUUACUGUAUUUGAAUAACUGGAGUAACUCUGCUUGGAGACAAAUCCCAUUCUGAGUCAGCAGUCUCACCUGAAGCCAGUGCAUCCCAAAGUGCUUUUCCAUGUCACGGGACAAUAUUGUUGUUCUUUCAGCCCUUCCCCCUUUGUAGAUGUCUGUAGCUGAUGUUCACCACAGAUGAGCUACCAUGUAAUUUGUGUUGAGGUGCUAAGAAAAUGCUGGAGUACAAUACCGUAACAGGCUUAAACUGCACAACUUCUAGAGAAACUGUUUGUUCCUAAGAACGAGCGAAAGAAGGCAAAUGCAAGAUGUUCCAGGAACUAAUUUGGAUUAGGAGAUUAUGUCAGUCUGUUAAUGGGGCGUGUGAUGCUGUGAUUAAGGAAAAUGUCUCACUCUGUUGUUCUCGUGGCCCUUCUCCAACAAUGUUGCUUUAAAAAGCAAACCAGUAGAAUGGGGAAACAAGUGUUUAGGGUGAGCAUGCAGAGCUCUGCUGGCUGUAAGCCACUUGUAUUUUUGCAGUGAGUGUUUGAUGCUUCAGCUGCUGGGGAGCACUGACUGGAACCUCAAGCAACAGAGGCAGAGGAGCCUCCUGCGAGAUCAUUCAGCCUUGGAGCCACCAGCUGUGCCACCGCUUGUGCCAGAGGAGCUGUGGCUCUCCGUCCUGGGCUCCAGACACUGCAGGUUUCUUUAAUGCACACAGGCAGGCUGUGUAAUUGGAAAGCUGUCCCAUUUCCUUCCUUUUCACAGGAAAAAGUCAACGUUUGUAUGGAAUGCUUGAGAUCAGGAUGAUGUAUCCAGAGCAGUUUUGGUGUGUCUCUUGUGUAUGCUGUGUAGGUGGCUGUGCUGCCAUGCAUAUUACAGUGAGCUGUAUGGAAAGUGGGAAUGGAGGAGUCCUGCCAUACCUAGAGCAAGAUUUUAAUGCUUAAAGCAUUUCCAGGACAAAAAUGUUUUAGAAUGGAUUUGGUCAUUGGAAACAUAUAUCUUUUUCAUGUGGACUUAGUGACCCUGUGGCCUUGCUGCUCUCUCUGUAUGAUGUUCUGCACUAUGCACUCAGCUGUGUUCACAUCUUGACAAGUUCCUCAUUGGACAUCUGUUUUCUACAUGACAAAGAGUAUCAUACUUUUUCAAGCAAAUACGCUGUUUUAAAUAAAGCUGAAUUUUUAGCUCUAUCUGAGAACUUGGGUUAAUUGGGAGAAACAGGGUAUUACUAUGUGUAGAAUUACAUGAUUUAAACUUUGGAACUCAUGUUGGCCAACACAUUCAAGAAUGAAACCAACCUUUUAGUGACAUGAUGUUUUAGAAGUAUGGAAAAAGGGGCUUGCAGAAAGGGUGAGACCGGUGUGUUAAAAAUUUUAUGUGAAACACAGUGAAGUCUGAGGGGGAAAGUACCAGGAAGAGAGGAACUUUUUUCCUACCUGGUAUUUCUCUUGCACCUUAUAGUUAAUAUAUUCCCAACUCUCUGUGAAUUAAUUUAAGCCAUAUUCUAGAAAGAGUUUGUGGUUUUGUUUGCUUUGUCACUCUGUUAUGAUUUUGUUGUUUAUUCCUUAAAUAGUCAACACUAGAGUAGUCCAGACUGGUAGUGGCCUUGUAUGCUAAAGGUACAAGGUUUUAUAGGAAAAUAGGGCAAGAAAAUUUUAACAUCACCAUUUUUGUCCUCCCUAAUUCAUCUCUUCUGGGUUUUAAUCCAUUUUGUACCAGAGAAAUGAGGCGUUUUCCUCAAGUCAGUUAUUGGAAAAUGAUUAGUAUGCACUUAGCACUCUCCUGUCUCUGCUUUAAGAUACAUGUCCUCAGUGUUUGAAUGCUCUUUAAGUAUUGAUUGUUUUGUUGGCUAUGGCAGUAUUUGUAACACGCCUGGAAUAUUGUCAACCUGUCAGAAUAUUUUGAAUAAAAAAAUUUUAUCAUG
Molecule: messenger RNA, 3552 nt
Organism: Pyrgilauda ruficollis (rufous-necked snowfinch)
Lineage: Eukaryota; Metazoa; Chordata; Aves; Passeriformes; Passeridae
Gene: IPMK
Product: inositol polyphosphate multikinase
Exons: 6
Coding region: 124-1218 (364 amino acids)
Biological process (GO): inositol phosphate biosynthetic process
Cellular component (GO): cytoplasm; nucleus
Molecular function (GO): inositol tetrakisphosphate kinase activity; inositol-1,4,5-trisphosphate 3-kinase activity
Source: RefSeq, a predicted model, not a curated record